AUGCAGGCCGCCCUUACCAAAUGGCCAGUAAAAGGGACGACAUCAUCUGUAAAUCGCCUGAAUGGAGAGGUAAAGCAUCUUGAAGUCAAGAAGCUUCAAAAUUUCAGUUCGUUCCAUAAUUUUUGCUACACCAAAGAUGGUGUCACCAUAUGGAAAGCAUAUGGAGUAGGCGAAGAGAAAUACAUUCCAAACAAGAAAAUUUACAUCACUCACCAAGAGGCAACGCAGUUAAACAUCAGUGAGAUGUUUCCACCGGUAAGCAUACCAAGCCGUCCACAGGUCAUUUCUGAAGAUGACAGGGAAUCUGGCAAUGAAGAAGCUACCGGAUUGUUUGACUGUCCUGAGUUGAACUGUAAUUACGUUUUUGAAUCUCUCGAGGAGCUAGAACUUAAUAUUGGACUUGGGCAGCAUAGUUGUUUCAUAAAUAAUGAAAAUGUCUAUGACACUUUGAGAAGAGAAUGGGCCCUCAGAUACACGACAGUUUCCACGAAUCUGUCAUCAGAUCCCUCUAUGGAAUCACCGCUCGAGCAAGGAAAUGACAAACUAAAAAUGGGCUGGGCCUUGGCCAAACAGCUUUGUGGCAAAGUUCUCUUUUCACCAUUAGUCCUUCAAUAUUUAAUGGCAAAGUUUGAUUAUGGAGAGAGGACGGGACAAAAGUAUGACGCAGUUCAAGUUGCCUUGGACAUGAGGUGUGCGCGAAAUGAAUGUGGCGGAAAAAAAAAUAGAUCAGAUAUCUAG
Molecule: messenger RNA, 738 nt
Organism: Paramuricea clavata
Lineage: Eukaryota; Metazoa; Cnidaria; Anthozoa; Malacalcyonacea; Plexauridae
Source: the annotation of a GenBank genome assembly